Molecule: messenger RNA, 951 nt
Organism: Adineta steineri
Lineage: Eukaryota; Metazoa; Rotifera; Eurotatoria; Adinetida; Adinetidae
Source: the annotation of a GenBank genome assembly
AUGACGAAUAAACAACAAAUUCUGUUAAUAAAACCAGGUUUUCAUGAUUUUUCAAUUGAACAUAAUCUUCUAGCAUCAACUCCAUACGAACUCAUAGUUAUUUCUAAUGAUACUGAUCUUAUUUUGUAUAUUUCAAAUCCACUUCUAGUAGCUAUUAUUACUAUUGAUACACCUAUUACGAAAGAAAUCAUUAAACAUACCUCGUCUUCUUGUCGUGUUAUUACUCGUUUAGGAGUUGGUUUCGAUAUUAUUGAUAUUAAAGCAUGUUUUCAACAUAAUAUUACCGUUUGUUAUGUACCUGAUUAUGGUACAAAUGAAGUUGCUGAUCAUGCCGUAGCUCUUCUUUUUGCUGCACAUCGUCGUCUUUCAAUCUAUCAUCGAUCAAUUGUUGAAAAAAAUAUAUGGAAUCAUGAAAUUGCUGGUAAUGAUUUACAUAGUUUAAAUACAUUAAAUUUAGGUGUUAUUGGUAUGGGACGUAUUGGAUCAUGUUUUGCUAAUAAAAUGCGUCCAUUUGUUAAAGAAAUUUUUUCUUAUGAUCCUAUAAUACCAUCAAAUUGUACUUCGAUUGAUGAAAUAUUUGAUCAAUGUGAUAUUAUAUCACUUCAUCUUCCACUUACAACAACGAAUUAUCAUUUAAUUUCAACUGAUUCAAUUAAUCGUAUGAAACGACGACCCAUACUAAUAAAUGUUAGUCGUGGAGGACUUGUUGAUACCCAAGCAGUUAUACAAGCAUUAAAAAAUCGACAAUUGUCUUAUGCUGCACUUGAUGUACUUGAAAAUGAACCAGAAAUUGAUUCAGAAUUAAUUAAACUUGAUUGUAUUCAAUUAACACCACAUGCUGCUUGGUACACUCAAGAAUCACAAAUUGCUUUACGUACAAAAGCAAUUCAAGAUAUCUUACGUGUUAUGAAUGGAGAACAACCAAUCUAUCCUGUACCUGUUCAAAAUUAA